UCUCCAACUUCCCUGAUAAAGUAAAGCGGCAGACGCUUGAAGCGUACGAGCAACAAACCAGCGGUAAAUUAAUCGCACAUACCACCGCAAGAAUCAUCUCCUUUUGGGGGGGAUAAAUAGUACGUUCGAAAUAGUUUGAUAACUACAUUUAGCGUCUCAAAAGGUCGAUCUAGCUAACUUUUUCUCCUCAUCGCGUGUGUGGAUUGUAAAGAGGACGUUUUGAGUCUGGUGAAUGCGGUGAAUCAUUUCUGUUGUCCUUUGACGUCCAACGCGCAUCCCGGCUAAAACCAUGCCAUUCCCUUUUGGGAAGUCUCAGAAGAGCCCUGCAGAGAUUGUGAAAAGUCUGAAGGAGAACGUAGCGUACUUGGAGAAGCUGGAGUCAUCUGAAAGCAAGAAAUGCGAAAAGGUUGCAGAGGAAGUAUCAAAAAAUCUUGCGUCGUUGAAAGAGGUGCUGUGUGGCACUGGAGACAAGGAGCCUCAGACUGAGGCAGUGGCUCAACUGGCUCAGGAGCUCUACAACACCAACCUCCUCAUUUCCCUCAUAGCGAACCUACAGAGGAUUGAUUUUGAGGGAAAAAAGGAUGUGGUGCAUCUGUUUAGCAACAUAGUGCGUCGCCAGAUCGGAGCUCGCACCCCGACUGUGGAGUACAUCUCUUCCCACUCACAGAUCCUCUUUAUGCUGCUGAAAGGCUAUGAAACCCCAGAAGUGGCCCUUAACUGUGGCAUGAUGUUGAGGGAAUGUCUGCGUCACGAACCUCUGGCUCGAAUCGUUCUGUUCUCCGAGGAGUUCUACUGCUUCUUUCGAUAUGUGGAGCUAUCAACUUUUGACAUUGCCUCUGAUGCUUUUGCCUCUUUUAAGGAUCUGCUGACAAGACAUAAGAUUAUGUGUGCCGAUUUCUUGGAGACAAAUUACGACAGAGUGUUCACGGAGUAUGAAAAGCUGCUGCAUUCUGAUAAUUACGUCACCAAGCGGCAGUCUCUGAAGCUCUUAGGAGAACUAUUACUGGACAGACAUAACUUCACAGUCAUGACUAAAUACAUCAGUCGAGCCGAGAACCUAAAGCUGAUGAUGAACAUGUUGAGAGACAACAGCCGCAACAUCCAGUUCGAAGCCUUCCAUGUCUUUAAGGUGUUUGUGGCUAACCCCAAUAAGACGCAGCCUGUGCUGGAUAUCCUCCUCAAGAAUCAGUCCAAGCUGGUGGACUUCCUGAGCCACUUUCAAACGGACCGCUCUGAAGACGAGCAGUUCUGCGACGAGAAGAACUAUCUCAUUAAGCAGAUCCGGGACCUCAAGCGGCCUGCACCUGCAGAGGAGUCUUAAUGGGAAAGCAUGGAGCGUACUAUCGGGGAGCUCGGCUAGUGAUGUGGUUUGAUUAUGUGGGUGAGAAUUGGAUGAGAGGAAAAAAAAUAAGAUGGAAAGAAAGGCUGGCAUCACUCGGAAUAAAUCUCUUUACAUCCAGCUUCUAAAACCGGUAAAGAAAUGCUGUCAGGAUGUGUAAACGCAUGCCUGUCCCUUUACUUGGGGGUGAGUAGGUUUUUGCUGCAGGAGGAGCAAGUGGAACCCAAGCACUCCAUUUAAACCUAUGUACAAUACAUUUUUAGCACUGCCCUUAAAAAGGAAGUACAGUCGAUUUACCUUUUUAGAUGGUGAAUCGUAGAUUUAAAAAAAAAAAAAUGUAUUCAUAUUGCUCAGAAUGAAAAGUAUAUUGAAAGCCUGCUCAGGCCUUUUAAAAGACAUUUUUAAAAGUAAGAACAUGUAUAUUGGUACCGGUAUGGCUUUGCAUAUUUGCACUGAAUCUGGUAGCUUUGCUCCAGGUAGGCCAUUAGUGCCAGUUCAUAAACCAAAUAUUAACAAUAGGUCAUAAGUACAGGAUAUUAUAGGGCCUUCUUUCAGUACACAAACACGCAUUCAUCUAGACAUUCUCACAUUUAAACUAGUCAAGGAACUUUAAAGCCUUUUAUAGUCUAAAAAUGUCAAGUGAAAUAUACCGGGGGAAAAAAAUAAUAGAAAUAGCCUGUAGAGUUUAGUGGUCAUGUUGGAUGCUGCACUCAAUUUCCAUUUUAACUGGGUGCCUUAUUUAAAUAGCUUGGUCAUUCUGGGUCUUCUAUUACGUUUAUAUUUAUCUAUAACGUCGGAUUUGUAGUAUUAUUAUUCUGCUUUUGCUUGGGUUAAUGCCUUAGGAGGAUUAGUGUUAUUUAAACUAAUAAAAAAUAUGAAAUGAUGAAAACCAAUACUCAUUUAAAGUUUUCUCAGUUUAGUUCAACCAUAUAAUGCAUUCAGGGUUCAUAGAUUUCAGUACAUGGUACACGGAGCAUGUUUACGGUGCAAGACAUAACCUCACACACACACACACACACACACACACACUGAAAGAUGUGAAAUGCUAGAGCUGGGGUAUGUCGUGACAUUCCUCGGCCGCUCUUUGAUAGACACCUUAGACAAGCCAAUUAAGCCUUUAAAAGAUGGAUGCAGUAGAUAAGAGCAUUUAACACAGUUCUUGUGUCCUGCGCUGUCAGACUUGAAUGAGCCAAAGCUGUGGUAACACGUUAUAGACCUAGAAUUUGGUUCUCCUCUGGAUUCGUUCUUACAGCACCUCUUGUUUUAGAUAAAAUGCAGAAUGGGAUUCUACUGAAAGGUUCCACCAUUAGUCUUUAUAUCUUGAGUUGAAUAUAUUUUAUGUACUCCGUUUGCACAAGUUCCUUUCUUUAUAUACCUCAUAGGUUUUAAAUUCCUAAGUGCUGUUUUCCCCCCUGCUUUAUGUCAAUAGAUAUUGUGGAAACACUUUACAGUAUAGUUUAAUUCAUUAAUGUUAGUAAAUGCAUUUACUAAUUUUGGUUAAUUAAACAUUUUAAGCGGCAUACAUGAACAUUUAAAUUAAUAAUGAACAAUAGCGUACUAUUAACUAAUCUAAUGCAUUAACUAAUGUUAACAAAUCGACCUUAUUGUAAAGUGUUUCUGGUGUUAUUUAGGAUGUGGGACAGUAGUUCGAAUUAUGCAAACUCAAAUAAGACCAUACUUCAUUGUGGUCUUGUAAUGCUGAAUAGGACCUACAAGGGAAACGAUUUAAUUUUUGCAGUUUGCUAAUGAGCGCAUAGAAUGUCAGGAGUUGUGAGGAAAGCACUAGCCGUGCUUUUGUAAAUGAGCCAGAGUUUCACUCUAAAAGGUUUUUAAUGGAUUCAUCCAAAUGUCAAUGUGUGCUUGUACUUUGACAGUUUCAGUCCACUCAUCACCAGAAGCAAAUGUUUUUGUUUUUUUAAGUAUGUCUUGUGCAUGUGAAGCAUUAUUGUAAGUAUUUAGGAUGUGAAAAGCCUUCUGAGCUGCCUUUUGCUUUUAUAAACUGCACCGUGUAAAUGCACCAAGCCUUUGUGUUGAACGGUGGCCCAGACUGAUUCACUCGCCUUUUUCCCAAAAGUUCUACAGCUAUCUAUAACCAAAUAUUUCCACCGUUUUAUUAAAUGUCACUUGAUACCACAUGUACAAGAAUGGGUGUUUGGCCAAAUGUGAUUAUUCCUCUUAACAGGGUUUUUGUCCUCAAGCUCAUUGAAGCUUUGAGGUUUUAGAUUCUCCAUGCAGUGAUGGUAAUCUCUGACAAAAGAGUUUCAAAAUAAUACGUUAGAUCUUUGAUAAGUUAUUAUGGUGGAUUACAUACACCUGAUAAUGUUUGCUAUGCUUUUCACUGUUUUCACUCAUUUUCCUAUGAGAUCUCUGUUAUAUUUUUCACUGUGGGAGAGGAUUAUAUAUGUACAUAAAGUUUUAUUUUAAACAAAAGAGUAAGUGUGGAGGCAUAUUGAAAAUAAAAUAAACAGUGGCACUUCUGUGGAACAUCAAA
Molecule: messenger RNA, 3830 nt
Organism: Puntigrus tetrazona (Sumatra barb)
Lineage: Eukaryota; Metazoa; Chordata; Actinopteri; Cypriniformes; Cyprinidae
Gene: cab39l1
Product: calcium binding protein 39, like 1
Exons: 9
Coding region: 290-1321 (343 amino acids)
Biological process (GO): intracellular signal transduction
Molecular function (GO): protein serine/threonine kinase activator activity
Source: RefSeq, a predicted model, not a curated record